AUGCGCCUCUUAGAACGCUCACUCAACGGAGACUUCAAGCUAGUGUCUUUCAACGAUGAAAGCCUUCCCCCGUAUGCCAUCCUAUCCCACACCUGGAUCGAUGAUCAAGAGGUCACAUACAAGGAGCUAGUCGAAGGUGCCGGCCAGGAAAAGAGUGGCUACGACAAGAUCCGUUUUUGUGGUAAACAAGCAGCAGCGGAUGGCCUCCAAUACUUCUGGGUCGAUACCUGCUGCAUUGACAAGUCUGCUGGUGUUGAGCUCAGUACAGCCAUCAAUUCUAUGUUCCGUUGGUACCAGCGUGCAUCCAAGUGUUACGUAUACCUAACAGAUGUUGUGGUACCAGAGGAGGUUACUGACGCUAAGGCCUUUCCAAUAACCUGGGCGGAAGCUUUUCGACGCAGCCGAUGGUUUACUCGGGGCUGGACGUUGCAAGAGCUGCUAGCACCGCCAUGCGUUGAGUUCUUUUCCAAGAACGGAAAGCGGUUAGGUAGCAGGAUAUCCUUGGAACAGGAAAUUCAUAAGAUUACUAAGAUUGCUACUGAAGCUUUGAGGGGCAAAAGUCUUGCUGAGUUCAGCAUUGUGGAGCGGACAAGCUGGGCGAGCCAACGCACAACGACGUUGAAGGAAGAUAGAGUAUACUGUUUGCUAGGCAUCUUCGGGGUAUUCUUACCGCUUAUAUAUGGAGAAGGAGAGAAAUACGCGACUCUAAGACUACGAGAGGAGAUAGAGAGGCGACUGGCAAGCCAGGAAACGGGAAGGCCCCUUGAUCUUUUUGAAACGGGGUACUAG
Messenger RNA from Alternaria conjuncta, 789 nucleotides. RefSeq lists its product as uncharacterized. NCBI's taxonomy places the organism in Eukaryota, Fungi, Ascomycota, Dothideomycetes, Pleosporales, Pleosporaceae. The transcript is spliced from 2 exons. The record is from RefSeq and is a predicted model, not a curated record. Bases 1 to 789 code for a protein of 262 amino acids.